CGUGUGUAGUAUCAGCCAGAGGUCCCCUCAUUUGCGAACCAUUUGUGAUUCCUUCCACAUUGUCAUUGACAUGGCAAAAUCAACUCGAUCAAAAGUAAAGCGCUCAUUCAGAGCAAAAAAACGCGAUGAAGGUGUAUAUGCAGCAACUGAGGCUGCACGUCUCCAGAGACUCCAUUCUAAAUUGACGGCGAAAAUUGAUGAUGGAGAUGAGGAAUUAGCAGAACCGGUGGAAGGUGAUGCUGCACAAGAUGAUUCUACGGCACCAGAUGCCAUGGAACUCGAUGAUUCCGCAAAAUCGUCAACAACAAAACCAUCGCGCAUCUCGACUCACGGUCCAAGGAACUCGCGAAGGGAGGAGUGGAGAAAGUCAAAAGGCAUGACGCCUGUACCGAAGUCGACGAGAAUGAACCGCCAGGGACUACCAGCAGCGCGGCGGAAGUCUGGGCGCCCGUCACGUCGGCGAUGAUGCGUGGUUAUUGGCGUACGACCCUAUGUCUUUUCAUCAGGUUACCUUACUUAUCGCCGUGCCAUCUGUAUACCGCCACAUAUCCAAAAGCAUUAUACUUGCGAUAACAUAACUCGAGGUCCAUCUCCACACUAUCUGAGUCACAGUAUAUACAUACUAAACAAUUAGGGCGGAUGAACCUAUUUGAUUACAGAUAUUUCUCCUACAUUUGCAAAUUGCAACUUUCGAACUAGAAAAUUCCAGGGUAAC
This is a messenger RNA of Suillus subalutaceus, 715 nucleotides long. RefSeq lists its product as uncharacterized. NCBI's taxonomy places the organism in Eukaryota, Fungi, Basidiomycota, Agaricomycetes, Boletales, Suillaceae. Bases 71 to 466 code for a protein of 131 amino acids. The record is from RefSeq and is a predicted model, not a curated record. Gene Ontology annotation, cellular component: preribosome, large subunit precursor. The transcript has 3 exons.